Molecule: messenger RNA, 1032 nt
Organism: Sander lucioperca (pikeperch)
Lineage: Eukaryota; Metazoa; Chordata; Actinopteri; Perciformes; Percidae
Product: cornifelin-like
Exons: 4
Coding region: 162-608 (148 amino acids)
Source: RefSeq, a predicted model, not a curated record
AGCAUUUUUUGUGUCAAGCAGUUGAUGACGCACAAGAUGCCAUUUAUAAUCCAAGACAUUCCAAAAGACUUUUAGUUGUUUUACAGCUUCAGAGUCGCCAGGGUGUCCAACUCCAUCAGGUUCAUUGUUCACUGUGUGUGGCUGAAGUAGUCCAACAUCCGAUGGCAGCACAACCCUUAAAAGACUGGAGCAGUGGUCUCUGUGACUGCUUUGAAAACUCGAGUACUUGUUGCUAUGGUUUCUGGUGCUGCCCUUGCCUUGCCUGCACAGUUUCAGAAAGAUUUGGAGAGAACCGUUGUCUCCCAUUAUGUGACAUAUGCAGCCCUGCCAUAUUAGCAGCCUUGGGGAUACCUCUGUGUGCGGCCCCUCCUGCAGGCCUGUCCUUAAGGGCUGCCAUGCGAAAUAGAUAUGGAAUCAAGGGUUCUCUCUGUAAGGACAUCUUAGCUUCCUGUUUCUGCGGGUGGUGCAACUGGUGUCAGAUGCAUCGUGAGUUAAGACAUCGUGAAAAAACUCCCACUGUCGUCAAUGUGCACCAUCAAAAUGUUACAAACGUGAACGUGCAGCAGCCUGCUCCAAUGAUGAUGGCUCCUGUAUACCAAUAUCAGUGAAAACCAAAGAUUGAGAGUAUGAUGAUGAAUAACUUUGUUUCUUAAUAAUCAUGACAAUUAGAGUCUAAUAAUUGUUGACUAUCGUGUCAAAUUAUUUUCUGAAGUUUCUGUUUAAAAAAAUCUAAUUUACUGUAUAUAUCCUAAACCUCUCUUAUUUUGUUUCUGUGAAGUUUGUUCCAAGUCAGAUUCACCAAACUCUCUUAAGUGCACAAACGUGAAGUAAAUUGAUCAGUUCAUCAUGAAUGUCACCUGUUGUUUGUGAGAUUAUAUCAUAAGCAUAAUUGACCGUUUAAGGCUACCUGAUACUGUUGCAGUAUGUUUGUGGGUAAGUUUCAUUCACAAAAAUGAAUUUCACACUGCUGAGCUUCAAGUCCUCUUGUCAUAAAUCACCAGACAAAAACUUUAGCAGUCAGUAAUCAUAUUA